Molecule: messenger RNA, 1437 nt
Organism: Lachancea thermotolerans CBS 6340
Lineage: Eukaryota; Fungi; Ascomycota; Saccharomycetes; Saccharomycetales; Saccharomycetaceae
Gene: MTC1
Product: DUF5427 domain-containing protein MTC1
Exons: 1
Coding region: 1-1437 (478 amino acids)
Source: RefSeq, a predicted model, not a curated record
AUGAAAGAGCUAGUCCGGAACACGUAUCCUUCAGCGACUCGUGCAGCGAUGAGCGGGCGCAACUCAACAGAAGCCGAUGAUGUGCUUGAAUUCUUGGAAUCGCUUCCAGAAAGCAGCAAGACUAGUGGUGGUUCCGGAGCCGAGAACUCCGGCAAGGAGCCAAAAAAGGAUACCGAAAUCCUAGACUUCCUCGACGAGCUGGAACAAAGCAACCUCAGCUUGAAGAAGGACAAGAAGGCCGGACAGGCCGAGGAGAAUGCCCAGGAAGGUGAAGGAGAUUCAGUAGCGCAAACCUCUACUGCAUCCAAGGAGCCCGCCGCCGCGGAGAAGCCUGCUGCCGCGGAGAAGCCUGUUGCCGCAGAAGAGCCCGCCGCAGUCGAGGACCCUGCCUCUUCAAAGGCCUCUCAACCGAAGGAAACCGCGGCUUCGGUCUCGCAGGCCGACGCCGAGAUCAUACAGAGCGAACCGGAAACGACAAGUGAUCCCAUCACAUCCUUUUCCAAUUGGUGGUCGUCGUCUGGGUCUGCCACAGUCAACAGCUUCUUUAGCAAAACCGCGGAGCAGGCAACACAUCUCAAGGACAGGCUGGCACAAGAACAGCACGGCAUUGCAUCGAAGCUGCAAGGUACGUCACUGGGCUCGAAGAUCAACACAGCAACGCUUUCAACUUUGGCCAAGAACCUGAGCAGGAUCGUGGUCGGCGACACUGACGAAGUCCUGCGGAUCCAUUUGGUGCACGACCUCGUCAACUACCCUCUGCUUUCGUACCACGUUGAGCAGCAGUUUGACAACGUUCUGAGCUCGCAGGUUCAGAGCGGCGUCAGGAUAUUCGUAGACGAGUGGGACCAUCCAAUUGAGGGCAAUGACCGUGUUCAGGACGGGAAGCGCCACCUCAACAUGUUCACAGGCAAAGUUUCGGACGGCGAGAAGCUGGCGUUCGCCAACCUGAACAAUGCUAUCAAGCUGUUCACAGAGGCCAAAGAUGAGCUCGCAAAGCAACGGUUCGAGACUGUCUCGGCGGAGGAAGGCGAAAAGGAGCUCGCUAUAUCUGACGUCUUCAUUUCCAUCCUCCCAAUCUCGGUUCCAGAAAAACACAAGAACCCGGAAAUCGCCACCACCGACUCCUCGCACCCGGGCAAUUUCGCCUUCACCAUCGUGCUCAAGGACAUCAGCAACGACUUCACCUCGAUUACCAGGUCGCAGGGAUUCCCUCAGAGAUGGGCCGACUGGCUCGAGGGUACGUCAGAGCUGAAAAGCAAGCAGGACGCCAUCCAGGACAGAGAGUCCAAGAGAGACGCCGUGGAGCGGACAGACAGCGCGGACGAUGCCGAAGGCAUCGACCCCAGCGACUGGGUCAAGGAGUGGGUCGAAGACGGUCUGAGCCUUGCUUUCGGCGUGGUAGCUCAGAACUACGUGAUCGACCGCAUGGGCUUCUAG